AUGAACGAAGACCUGAAGGAAUUGAGCAAUUACAAAUAUGAAGAAGAGUCUGAUGAUAAUUCGAAGACCUCCAACUCGGAGGAUGAUGAAGAAAUUGAAGAAGAAAUUGAUAUUUAUUUGAAUAAUAUUAACGAGAGCAAUUUAAAUAAUAUUAACACAUACCUGAUCCAGUACCCACUGAGGCCAAAGUACAGACCGUAUAAAUACACAAACAAUAUGCAAAAAAUAUAUACUUGCAAAAACUAUAGUAAAUUAAAACAUAUAAAAAGUAAAGGCAACACAAAUGAAGAGGAGACAUACGUUUUCGAAUACAAACUUCACGAGUACAUGAAGGAGGAAGAGUCUCAUGACUCGACUACCAUAUAUAGGGACACAGAAAAUGACAGAAAUGUAAGCAGACUCAUCAGCACAAGUGUUCUGUGUGAAUAUAUAACAAAUUGCGUUUGCUUAUUUCAAUACAAUGAAAUUAAAAAGAAGAAAGAAAUUUAUAUGGUCCCUUUAAAACAUAUUUACCAGUUUAAGCCAUGGCAUGAUAAUAUCAAAUUGGAUGUAGACAUGGAAGGGAAAAGCAAACCCAGUGAACCUGUCCAUGCGAACAAUAUAAAAGAAAAUUCUGAACCAGGGGAGAGUAAGUACCCAAAUGAAAACAACCAUCCGGUUACUGCGGAACAUCAAUGGACAAGCAUUGUAAAUAUUUAUGAACCGGAUUCUCUGGAGGCUCAAGAAAUGUUGGAACUCUUCACCAAUGUUAGUAACAAAAAUGAUAUUCUUAGUUGUAGGGGUUAUGCGGGGAGUAGUAAUAACCCUGGGGAAGGAAGGAGCAUCGGCAAUGUGACCAGGUCAAGAGAAAAAGAGGAUAGGGAAGCCCUCCAAAUAAUGUUCAACAACGAUGGACAGCUGUACCUAAAUCAUAUGUGCAAAAACGCCAAGGAGGAACACACGAGCCAUUUGCCAUCAGAUGGAAAUGUAAAAGAUAGAAAGUCAAAGGACAGCAGUAGACACCACAAUAGCAGCCUGUACAGAAAUGAAGAAGAUGUGUGCACCAAUUUGAACAUGCUUUAUUUCUUUUCGCUAAACCUGGAUGAACAAAUUUUAAAAAUAAUGAGAUUGAAAAAUGUACAGAGGUUUUGCGAAAUUCAAAAAAUUAUUAAAAAAAAUAUCGACCAGGAUAUUUUGCUAAACACGGUCCAAAAAUAUUGUGUCAACGUGCUAGGGUUGUGGAUCAUCAAAUCGAAAUAUUUAUAUAAAUUUUUAAAAGGAAAGGAACCCAAAAGUGAGAGUGAGAAAAAGACAAAUAAUUUGGAAAAUUUCUCCUACAUGGAUUACAAAAUAAGAGUUCGCGAUUUAUUACUGGUGAUUAUAUUCAAGCAGGUAGAGGCCAUUUUAUUGAACCAUGUGUAUAACAUCAGGAUUGGCAAAAAGGGUACUAACGAUUCAAGGAAAAGAGGACAGGACGAUAAGCGUAGCGAUGGGGAUAGUAAUAGUAACAUUAGCAGAAACGCAGACGCUGAUGUGGACUCCAAAAAAAUAAACUCUUCUACGUCCAUCCUGAUGGAAAAUUUCGAAAAGGCCACCAACCUACCCAACAAUGUACUCUCAGAGAUGUUCCUACCUCUAUGCGAAUAUAAAUAUACAGGGUAUUUUUUCAAGCAUAAAAUGGAUGAAGAAUUUGUAAAUAAUCAUACCCAGUUGUGUCUAUCCAUUAAUGAAAAAUGGAAAAAAAAAAUGGUCAAAAUUGCGAAAAUUAUUCAAACUUAUAAAAAUAGUAAAAUUAUAAUUAAUGAUUACAAAUUGGAUAUUAGGACAUUGGAAAAAAAUAUCACAGAUGUGCUACACAAUAAUUGUAUACCAUUUGAUGAUAUAUAUAAUAAAAUAAGAAAAGACGCAAAAAAUGCAAAUAUUGAUUUACCUUUCUUUAUGAAAGCUCUAAAUAAUAUCGCCCUUCAAAUUAACAAUAUGUGGUUUUUGCGAAUAGAAAAUCAGAGUGAGUUCAACAAAUGCAGAAAUGCUGUUAUUAAUAUUUUUCAAACGAACCAUAAUUCUGUUUUCACAAAAAAUGAAAUCGUCAAGCAUGUGGAAAUGGUUAUUCAGUCCACCUUAACCAUUCCUGAUAUUUAUUUUAGGAACAUCUUAAAAGAGUUCUGCGUUCAGAGGAAUGGCGUGUAUUUAUUUAAGGGCAACGAUCAGCUCCGCGAGGGGGAUGCGGCUCGUGGGGGAUAA
Messenger RNA from Plasmodium fragile, 2220 nucleotides. RefSeq lists its product as uncharacterized. Bases 1 to 2220 code for a protein of 739 amino acids. The record is from RefSeq and is a predicted model, not a curated record. The transcript has a single exon. Gene Ontology annotation, biological process: DNA-templated transcription. Lineage: Eukaryota; Apicomplexa; Aconoidasida; Haemosporida; Plasmodiidae. Gene Ontology annotation, cellular component: nucleus; RNA polymerase III complex.